CUCUUGUCUUGGGAUUUCUUUUCGUUGCUUACGAUGUCUGGACGUGGCAAGCAGGGAGGUAAGGCUCGCGCCAAGGCGAAGUCUCGCUCUUCUCGCGCCGGGCUGCAGUUCCCGGUGGGCCGCGUGCACCGCCUGCUCCGCAAGGGCAACUACGCCGAGCGGGUGGGGGCCGGCGCGCCGGUGUACCUGGCGGCCGUGCUGGAGUACCUGACGGCCGAGAUCCUGGAGCUGGCGGGCAACGCGGCCCGCGACAACAAGAAGACGCGCAUCAUCCCGCGCCACCUGCAGCUGGCCAUCCGCAACGACGAGGAGCUCAACAAGCUGCUGGGCCGCGUCACCAUCGCGCAGGGCGGCGUCCUGCCCAACAUCCAGGCCGUGCUGCUGCCCAAGAAGACCGAGAGCCACCACAAGGCCAAGGGCAAGUGAUCUGGCAGUCCUCUGAGUUUCCGGAAGCGCUUUCAUACCCAAAGGCUCUUUUCAGAGCCCCCC
Molecule: messenger RNA, 489 nt
Organism: Leopardus geoffroyi (Geoffroy's cat)
Lineage: Eukaryota; Metazoa; Chordata; Mammalia; Carnivora; Felidae
Product: histone H2A type 1-C
Exons: 1
Coding region: 34-426 (130 amino acids)
Cellular component (GO): nucleosome
Molecular function (GO): protein heterodimerization activity; DNA binding; structural constituent of chromatin
Source: RefSeq, a predicted model, not a curated record